Messenger RNA from Diuraphis noxia (Russian wheat aphid), 6920 nucleotides. It is a transcript of the gene Apoltp, whose product is annotated as Apolipoprotein lipid transfer particle. Lineage: Eukaryota; Metazoa; Arthropoda; Insecta; Hemiptera; Aphididae. Gene Ontology annotation, biological process: lipid transport. The record is from RefSeq and is a predicted model, not a curated record. Gene Ontology annotation, molecular function: lipid carrier activity.
ACUGCCAGUGUUUAGUAGCAAAUCUCAUGCCACGUUUUAUUGUCAUAAUUUUUGUUUUUUAUUUCCACGUUCACGGAAAUUGUUUUUCUCUUAACGGGGGCGGUACCGAUUCUUUGUGAUUUAUAAYGCGUGAAAAAUCAUAUUGAUUCCGAUUUCAGAAUGUGAUCGUUUUAAAUAUAUAUUCUACAAUCAAAAACCAGACGAAUAAGGCAAAAAUGAAAUCUGAACACAUCUAUGGUCUGAUUGUCUUGACGCUGUUCACCAUAUUGGACAUAGCUUCAUCAUAUACCACAGCUAAACACAAUAGUUGUUCAAGAUCUACAUGUUACAAUGAUGGAAAAUUUAAAUUCUUACCCGGUACCAUAUAUGUGUACAAACAUUCUAUUAGUACACAGACGACGUUUGAUAAAUCCAAGAACACAGCAUCGAUAGCCGAAUUUAAUUUCAAAGUUCACAUUCACAUUCAAGAAUGUGAAGGGUUCAUGUUUAUUACUGAUACUAGCAUUCAUAAAGGAGUGAAGACUAGAAACUCCAACACUGUAGACGAAGAAAACUAUUUAAGAUCUGAUGAAGAUUUUCUAUACGAAGAUUUGCAAAAAAAUAUGUUGAGAUUUUCAUUCCAAGAUGGUCAUAUUAGCACAGUCUGUCCCAGUGAAAACGAACCGGUAUGGGCUUUAAACAUUAAAAAAGCUGUACUAUCCACGUUUCAGAAUCGCAUGGAGAGAUUUGAUAUUCAUCACAUUGUCGCAGAGAGAGACAUCAACGGAUUUUGCCCUACAGCAUAUACGUUUUUGAAGUCAAAUGGUACGCAAAUAGUGGUAGACAAAGUAAAGGAUAUCUCAGAAUGUACCGAGCGAUACCACAUGCAUUCCAUAAUUCCAACCUCACCGUACGUUUUCCAAAUGGGCUCGUUUGUGUGGACACAUUUACAAAACCUGAAAAAGACUUCUGUACCAUUUUAUUUGGAGCUACAAACCAUGUUGGCUGGUGACAUAACCAAAAAAUUUAACACUGACAUACGAAAGUUUUCCAGAAAUUACGAAACUUCAUUUUUUUUAAGCGAAUAUGGCGUCGGUGGAUCUUUCGACAGUAAUGUGAUAUUUUCUCCAAAGUCUUAUAUACCUCGAUCGUUUACAUCAAACAUCACGUUAACCUUGUUUGGAGAAUACAUUAACAUACUUGAAGUGGAGGUAUAUGCCGAAGGCUUUGAAAACUACGUAGAAGCAUUAUUUAAGCCUGGAGGCGUAUUGAGCUCUGAACGUGUAAAAAAAGGAUUGGAUGUUUUGCGUUUCGUGCGAAGUUURAUCCCGGAGACACUCAAAGAUAGGAUUAACGAGUUGCCAAAUGUUGUUACAGACAAUGUGCCCCCACCAAAGAUAUCUCUGGCGAUCAAGAUAUUCGGGAACGAAGUUAAAUUUUUGCGUCUAAAUGGUGUAGAUGAAAUUAACAAAGCGAUCCGUUCUUUUGAUGUGUACAACAUUAUGAAAAGUUUCAUGAACGGACGAGAAUUUAAAUACGACCAAUCCGCUAUGUUUAUGGAUUUAAAAUACGUUGUACCUACUGGAAUUGGCAUGCCUUUGAUAUUAGACGCUGUCGGUACUUCCGUAAUAAACUUAAACAUGUCAAGUUUCAUAAAUGGAGAUGCUUUCAAAAACUUUGGAGAGUUCAAAAUGUUAACCAAAUUGUAUCCAAGUUUAGCUUUGAAUCUGGAGGGCUCAAUGACUAUGGACCUCCACUACGAGACUACUCAGGCCAAAGUCAAAUCAAAGUUGUACACUUCAACUGCGUUUGAAGGAACCACCGAGGUUAAGGGAUACAAAUUUGUGAAUUUAGUAUUUGAUUUGCCAAAGAUCAGAUCCGAUAUUAUUAGCAUUGAAUCCGAGUUGUUUUUAGAAGACCAUAAAUUAGACGUCGAUAUCAAUUCGAAUCGAAAUUCCAUGGCACCAUCUAAUUUGUCCUACAGUCUGCCCGUUCUCGAAGAGAUGAUGGGUCUCAAGUUAUACACUAAUUAUCGGUUACCAAACGUAACUGAAAUAAUCAAAUCACCUAUGGUUAUAUUUAACGGACCAUUGAGAUUGAACAUUUUUUUACUGAAAUCAGAUAUAAAAGUCAAUAAAUAUGUAAUYGAAUACAAAUGGCUCACCGGCAAAAAAAAUUCAUCCAUCAGCUUUGUAUACGAAACACCGGGAUCACACGUUAAACACUAUAUGAAAGCACUUCUGGAAAUAGACACUCAAACGCAAAAUUUCACAUUAUUAGUUCAUGGAAAAACUAUUCAGUUACACGCUUUGGGUUUGUAUAGGAAUUCUCCGUUGCACAAGUUGAUGACAUUCACACUAGACAUUAAUGACGUGAGACAUCUCGAUCUAUUGAUGGAACUAAAAAUCGAAAAUGAAAAAUACGGUCGUUUGUAUUUACCGAAAUUAUACCUAGACAUAAAUGCAAGGAGAAUCGCUGAACUCGAAGGUCAAUACAAAUGGGUGGAAAAAAAAGGGAUCUCUCAAUGCGAUAUCAACUUGACAUUUAAAACUAACAAGUUUGAUUCUACAAUUGUCGGUUACAUCAAAAUAAACGAUGCGUCAACAGCAAUAAAUUUGAUAUUUGAAUACUCAUUCGAUAAAGCUGUAACUCUGGACACGAUAAAACUGGAAGUGAAAAUCAGUGAUCGAUCUACUAAAGCCUUAUCGUCGUUACAAGGAAUCAUGCAAUUGGAAUCAUCAGCUUAUCCGCAUAUUAACCAUGUAACUUCGGCCAUAUACCAGAAAGCGCAAGGUCAUACAGAAUGUCGCAUCGAUUUCAUUAACUACCCUAACCUGAAGGACAACACUAAAAAGCUACACGUCGAAUUCGGAUUUACUCAAAUCAAAUAUUAUUCGGGUAACAAGAUAAACUUAAACUUAUUCGUCACUAAAGUGGCGGAAAACAUUUUUUUCAAAAUCAUAGCAAAUCAUCAAGACACGCAAACCACGUCCAACACCGCAGUUCUUAUUCAGUAUGCGCAAGAUAAAAAUAUCACUGCCAAACUCGACAUCCUUAUGCCUCCGAGUAUACUACUAAACGUUGAUUCAAGAUUCAAAUUGACAAUACCGUCGGGAAAAUUUCCGUUGGACAUACACAUUGUGGUCAAGGAAAAAGUUAUGAAUGAAUAUGACAUCGAUUUCGCGGGAACUUGGAUUGGAGGACAAAACGUAACUGCGAGAGGACUGUACCAGGACCACUCUUCAUAUUAUCUAACGAGUCAUACGCUCAAACUUUUAAUAAAAUCUCAUUUAUUCAACGACAUAGUGUUUAUGGGGAAAAUUUACGUGUCAGACGAGGAAUACAGAAUUGAAUCGUGGGUGGACCACAACAACACAAAGCACGCUAUACUCUUGAGACAUUUGGCUCGUUCCAAUAUACUGCAGUACGAAUCAUACGGAGAAUUGAAAUUAAAUACGAGCACGUAUUCGGUGUCCAAUUUAAUCGACCUGAAAAAUCACGAGAUUACACUGGACAUGCACUUGGACCAGUACAGAGACAUAUCGAUUUACGGCAAAGGAUUCGCCAAAGAAUGGAAUUCCCAUACGAUUUUCGAAAUAAAAUGGGACGCCAAUCGAGAUCCUGAUCAAAAGUUUUCAGUCACAUUCAAAACGAACACGAGCGAUAUCAUUGACGGCGAACAAUUUCUUGGUUUGCUGGUGAUAGAAUAUCCUGGUCGGACAGUGAACACCGAUUUAGAAUUGAAAUAUAUAGGACAACACUAUUUCAUUUUGAGUUCAUUUGAAUGGGAUCCCUCGUCAAAGAUUGACUUCUCGUUAAUAUUGAAAAACGAUUUCUUAUCAAAAGGAAGUGGAUACAUUGGUUGUAAGAUGCUCACGCCAUUCGAAAAUUGGCUGAAAACAUUAUACGAACAAAGCGUUAUGAUUGGACCGCAGAACUUGCACACAAACGGUAGUGUAAUGUGGCAAGGUAACCAAUACCUGGACUUUGAUGUACAAUCCGGUUACCAGACGCUAGACGAAGACUUUGGUUUYUCGUUUAAUACGGCCGUUAACAGUUCGCUGCAAGAUCUUAAUGCUAUUCGCAUAUACGUCAACCACAAUUAUGGUACCAACAGUUUCAACACCAGUGUGUUGCUCCAGAUAAAUCCAAAAUACGUAAUAUCGCURGGGUUGACUGGUAAAAUUAACAGCACGAAGACUGAAACUAUUUACAGCGGUUCGGUCACCACGCUCACACCGUUUUUUUAUUACAAGACAUUUAGCUUUGAGUCAGAAGUUGGUAUACAAGAAAAAAAACUCAAUGGUGUCGUCGGACUACAAAUAGAUUCGAGCAAUUUCAAAGUCGAGUUUCACGGUGUAUACUUUCCACUAGACAAUAGCAAAAUAUUGUUGAAGAUUUCAACUCCUUAUGAAAGUUACAAAACUCUAUUCGGGAAAAUGGGUUACAAAGCAAGAGAAAAGCAUAUUUUUUUCGACAUAUACAGUGAUAAUUUCAAACUUGGCAUCGAAUUGCGUUAUUUGUACAAAAAUCUAUCCAACUAUAAUCUUAAAUUACGAGUCAACACACCCGUAGAUCCGUUAAGGCAGUUGAUCAUUGCUGGUAAACUGAAUAGUGAAUUAGCUGACUUCCGAGUUGGAUGGAAUCACUUUGUGUUGGGCUUUGCUGGCAUUUCACACUAUGUCAGUUGGUCCGAUUUCGAGUACGCAUUGCAAAUUUACACGCCUAUAGAGAAGUUCACAUACAGCAGUGCCACCGUGAAAAUCUACAUCAUUGACGACAUUGAUUGUGAGAUCCGAGCGGUGUUACCGGAUUCGUCGAUGAUAGGCGUGAAACUCGUGUACGCAACUAUACCUAGACCAGAAGAAAUAGACGAAUAUUACUAUGACGAGGACGCCGAAUUAUCGAUGGUGCUCUAUAAUGGGCUAAUGGAAAUUGAUACGGCGUUUUACCCCUCGGUGAUUGCCAAUUUCAAUGUGACUCAAAAAGAUAUUAUGUAUACAACACAAGUCGGACUGUCGGCAAUCAUCAUAAAAGUCGCGCUGAAAGACGAAUUAUUUUUGAAGAAUUUCAUGGACAUCAAAAACGAACUGAAUGUGUCAACGUCGUACGAACGUUUCUCAAGAAUAUUUUCCGAGUUUACGGUGUUUGCUGAGAACGAAAACCAUAUUAUAUCCAAUUCGAUCGUGUCCAUAGUCAAUUUCAAUAAAACGUUGAAGACAACACUCGAYGCUGAUUUCUUGACGACGGCUUUAUCAGAUCCCGGGUCAGAAGAUCAGGACGACCCGGAUUUGGCAAACAACAUCCCGUUCGGUAUUUAUGAGAUCAAGUUCUAUUUGACUUCUCCGUUCAAACUCCUCGAGUUCUGUAACUCGAGCAUGAGGCUAAAAAUACUGAAGCAUUUGUACGAAACAAACAUCACGGUGAAGACCAACUAUACAAACUUGUUUGUCAUAGGCAACAUGGAGGUUUAUGACGGUUACUUCGAUACUGUAGUGGACGUGGAUGUGACAUCAAAACUAUUUGAAUUGCCUAUAUUCCGCGUUCAAGUGAAAAAAGAUUACACAGAGAUUGAGAAAAACGUGCAAUUCUUGAUUAGCAGACCAACGGUUUCGCAGGUCAAUGAGGUGGUGUUGGACAUCAAGAGCUCUUGGCAGAUAGAUGGAUUCAAUUACAUUAAAUUAAGUGGCGAAAUUAUCACGCCGUUUGUAGUCAUCAACCACGUGCAGGGAAGCUUGCAGUACUUUCACCAAAGCAGCACUAAGUCGUAUUUCCUAGAAUCGUACAUCAACUAUUCUAGGAAAGCCGAAAUGAAGGCCAGGGCUCAUUUAAAAGAACAAUCGAUCACUCUCAACUUGGAAUCUUCGCUGGAGGGUUUGAGGAAUGUACACUUUUUGGGUACGUUGUUUGCAAAAGAUGGUCGGAAAGGAAUUGACGCGAUUAUGAUCGGUGACCAGUCGUACAGGAUYAGUGGCUGGGCGUCUGCAAACAGCUCGUUUCCAUUAGCACUGGAAGCUUAUUUAACCAAACAAGGUGUUUCGGUUGGAAGUAUAGUAAUGCAGGUGAAACACGAUACUUACGGUUAUAUGAUUUUAGCCAUGUUGCAAUCUAUGAAGAAAGUAAUCAGACUAAGUACACUGAUUGUGUCUACAGACGAAGGAAAAAUGACUACUGUAGAGGAAAGAUUCGAAGCCAAUUCCACGGCGAUGAUACCGUCGCUCCGAAACAUAUCGUUUUCGACGCAUUUAAUAUUGCCACAAAACAUCACCAAUGAAUACGCAAUUGUUGGAAACCUGAAGAUUCACGAACAAUUUGAAUUUAUCUCACAUCUGUUCCAUUACCGGUCGCCAGAUUUGAAUUACGAAUUUGCCACGUUCAGCGAGGUUCUCUGGAACGAGAAAAUAAAUGGUUUGGUGACGUGGGCGUACAGGACGGAAAACCGCGUGUUUUUGGUUGACACGUUCAGUGGUAAGACAAUGGAAAAGUUUUACGAAAUACAUAAUGUGUUUGACGCGAGUUUCCUUAAGCACAGACACAUUUCUAAUUUAGUAUACAAAAAACCAAACAAACCACAUAAUAUCAAACACGACUUUAAGCGUAUGGAAGUGUUUAAACUUCAUAACAAGACCGAAUUCAACGUGACCCUGGAAAUGUUGCAAGACAAAUACGAAAUAGCCCGGGAAAAUACAUUGAAAGUGAUCAAUUUCAACUUCCACGUACUAGAAGAAGAUUUGGCGUAUUUCAGAAAGGUGUUCAAUAAUUCUUACAAUGCGAACGAGUUUUAUUUGAAAGAUAUCCACGGGCUGUACAUUGCAAUGACGGAGGACAUGUCAUUUAUGGACAAAAUGGGAUCGUUACCGCAGAUCGUCAAUGAAAUAUGGACUGCGUUAGGUGACACUGGACAAACCAUCAGGAAAUCUAUAGUUUGGUUUAUCGACAAC